Messenger RNA from Leptopilina boulardi, 387 nucleotides. RefSeq lists its product as uncharacterized. NCBI's taxonomy places the organism in Eukaryota, Metazoa, Arthropoda, Insecta, Hymenoptera, Figitidae. The coding region runs from base 1 to 387 and encodes 128 amino acids. The record is from RefSeq and is a predicted model, not a curated record. The transcript has a single exon.
AUGGAAAUGCAGCAACUCUGGAAAAUGACGACGGGAUGGGAUGAUCCACUUCCAGAAGAAAUGGAACGAAAUUGGCAAGUUUUCCGUGAUCAGUUGAAGUUGAUCAAUGAAUGGCGUAUACCAAGAUUAGCUAAGAUCAUUAACGCAGAGGAUUUGCAACUCCACGAUUUUGCUGAUGCUAGUCAGCGUUCUUACGGAGCUUGUAUUUAUCUGAGGUCAUCAAAUGGUGGGAAGCAUCAUUCCAUGUUGCUCUGUUCAAAGUCAAGGGUGGCUCCAGUUAAAAUCAUCUCAUUAUCCAGACUGGAGUUGAGUGCCGCGGUGCUACUCAUAAAAUUGAAUAAAGUAGUAAUAAAGGCUCUCAAGGUCAUGUUAGAAAUUUUAUUUUAA